ACGUCUUACCCGCCCACCCACUACAUCCGCAAAGUGCCCCAGAGGAAGAUCCACUACUUCACCUUCCUGCAGAUGAUGCAGCUGCUGGUGCUGUGCACGUUUGGCAUGUACCCGAUACCGUACAUGAAGAUGAUCUUCCCUCUGCUCAUGAUCCUGCUAAUCCCAAUCAGGAACAACGUGCUUCCUCGCAUCAUUGAGGCCAAAUACUUGGACAUAAUGGACGCCCAACACAUGUAGCCGCAGACGGGAACAAGCUCCGACACCACAAACUAACAUCUGGAAUUUAAAGAAAAAAAAAAAGAUUUAAGGAUUUAAAAAAGAAAAGCAUAUUUUUCAAUGCAAAACUGUACGGAAGCAAAAAGGAGAAAAACCGACUGUUUUGAUUUUUGUAUCUGAUGAGAACAUUCUUACAGGUGAAGCACUGGAAACGAGGGAAGUCGCGUGAGGGAGAGAGAGAGAGAGAGAGAGAGAGACGAGAGCCUUGGGAAAUGUUUCCCAUGAACGUGGACAGACAGCGUCUCUCUGUGGGGGAAACGUCCUGCUGUUAAAAUCAGGACUGUCCAGAAUUCCCUGUUUCACCUGCGUGUGACCCUGUCAGAUGGUUCAGUGCCAUACGCCUCCGUGUUCUCCUCCUCACACUCCUUUACUUUCCACGGUGACACUUUACGUUUUCCUCACUGCAGUGCGUGUACCUGUGUGUGAACCUGUGGGUAAGUGCUUCAAGUACUUACUGAUGCCGUGUAAGUAAUCAAAUCUCUGCCGGUGUUCUUCGUAUAGAACGUAGAAAUGCGUAACGGCACGAUGUAAGAAGGGAUCUCUUUCGACACUUCGCCCUCACGCUGCGUUGUUACGCACAUUGUACUUACUUACACUGUGUUGAUCGGUAUUUAAAUACUUCUCCAUGUGUGAAAUAACUGGUAGGAACUCUGCAUUUAGGAAACUGUAAAGUAAAUCUUGAACUUUUGUAUUUUCUGUCAUUGUGCGACAUUCCAACCUUUGUUAGCUGUGGUUUCCCAAGUGUUCCGGACAUAUUUAGUUUUUAGAUCAUUCCAACAAAUGCCAGUGUUCAUUAAGCAAAGGUAAAAGGUGUGAGUGUGUGUGUGUGAGUGUGUGUGAGUGUGUGUGUGUCAUGGGCACCAAUCUGUCUUUAACCUCGCUUCCUGCCAGCUCUUUAGAAAACCUCAUUUUUAAGGUGGAAUUUAAGUGCUCAGCUAACUAGAAAAUACAUUCCACAGAUAUAAAUAUAUAUAUAUUGACAAAAUAUAUGUAAUAAAUGUAAUUAUAUAGAACGACAGCACAAGCCAAAACAUAUAGUGAAAUCUUUAUCAAAUUAUAAAAAGAUAUUAGAAUAUAUUAAGGCAAUAUACAAAAAAAAAAAUAUUUCAGGUUAAAUUGAAAUAGAAUAUUUAUUUAUCAUAAAGACGGUUUAUCUUUAAAGUACAUAAUGAUCAUUCGUGUGUGUCGACCCUGAACAGAGAGCGAUCGGUCCGUCUGCGUUCACUCCGUCACCUUCCACAGUUAAUGUGCGUUCAACGUGUCACGUCUCUGCUGCGGUGUUUACAUAUCAACGUCCCUUCCAGCUCAAACAGUUCUGGUGCAAUGCUCGUAAAGAGGAGAGGCAGGUUUAAAGUUAAAAAAGAAAAAGAAGUAGAUAAAACUAAACGUUAGCGGGCUUUGGAUUCACCAAAAUGCAUCCCGGGGUUUUUUUUUUGUUUGUUUUUCUGUUAGUGAUGAGUUUUAGAAUAAUCCGGUCUUGUUUUCUGUUUAGAUGUUAUGAUUAGAUCAAUGCUUGCCAACAUUGUCAUGUAUUAAUCCAGACGUCUGGAUCUUGUUAUCUACAGAACAAAAAUAUGUUUAAAAAAAAAAAAGAGAACCUUUUCUAAGCAGCGGUUUGCUUAAAGCAUGUCUUAUCUGGGUUGUUUUGAUACGAUGUGAUGCCAAUGGACAUGUAACCUACACAAGAAGAAGAAAAAAAAAAAAAGUCAAACGGUAACUUCUCGAUAAACUGAAUGCAACGCUCAAUAUUCAGCAAUACUGUGUAUAAAACAGAGCUUCACUUCAGCCGUGGAGCAUCAACAGGCCAGCUGUGUUUUUAAGACAGCAACUUUUCAGUCCAUCCUCACGAACUCUGUGCUCGUUCAAUUAUCGCACACGAGGUACAAGCUAAAAAAAUAAAUAAAAAAGUGUUUGCGUGUCGCAUUCACAGAUUUUACUGCGGUUUAGUUGCUUUUCCCAAUAUCCUAAUGGCAGCUCCCUCAUGCAGCUCUGUUCAACUUUGUCUUACAGAUGUGAGAAAGAUGUCCGAUUUAAGCAGAUGUCUCACGCCGAGAUGGCGUGAAAAGGUAAAGCUCGGCCGCAUUUGCAUAAUCCGUGGACUUAGCCUUAAGACAGCACUGGUGAGGGAAGAGAGAGAGAGAGAGAGAGAGAGAGAGAGAGGUCGUGAGUUAUGAAGUAAUAUGUACAGUUUGCAAUGCAAAGUUUAGUUUUUAUCAACUGUCCAUUAUAAUCCCAGGCAAAGUGUUGGUUUCUGACUUCGGGCCGAGAGAUGAAACCAUCCUUCGUGCGUGACAGUAUUGAUGUUGUUCCUUGAUAUCUUCUCUGUACUGAUGAGUUUUGGAAUAGCAGCACAUUUCUCUCAGAGGUCUUAACGUUGGGUUCAGAGUGAACGACUCUGUUUGUGAAACCUUGACUCCCCCUCCUCUUCCUCCUCCGCCUCCUCCUCCUCCUCCUCCUCCUCCUCCUCCUGAUUGGAUCUGUUUAAAAAUUGCGUAACGUGGUGUUUAUUUUUUUCUCUCUCUCCCUGAUUUCAUAUAGCCUACUUUUUCUAUUCAUGAAUGUAAGAUGUGUGGAUUUUUAUAUAGCAUAACUAAUUUAGGUGUCAAACAGAAUCUGUAAUUUUGUCAAAAAGAUCAGCUAUAUUUGUAAGCUGUAAUAUGUAAAAAGGAGAAAAAAAUGGUUAUCAAACAAAUUGUGUUGGUUUACUAUAGUAUAUAUAUACUGUACACUGAAAAGAGAGACUAUCUCAAGCUGUUUGCCAAAUAAAAAAGUAGUAGUGAUGUAAA
Molecule: messenger RNA, 3062 nt
Organism: Paralichthys olivaceus (Japanese flounder)
Lineage: Eukaryota; Metazoa; Chordata; Actinopteri; Pleuronectiformes; Paralichthyidae
Source: RefSeq, a predicted model, not a curated record